Messenger RNA from Haliotis rufescens (red abalone), 1363 nucleotides. Its product is annotated as putative nuclease HARBI1. The record is from RefSeq and is a predicted model, not a curated record. The transcript is spliced from 4 exons. NCBI's taxonomy places the organism in Eukaryota, Metazoa, Mollusca, Gastropoda, Lepetellida, Haliotidae. The coding region runs from base 316 to 1203 and encodes 295 amino acids.
CAAAGCGAUCUUAGGGCUAAGUUGAUUGUAACUCACUAAGUACGCGAUCUUAAAUUUUUGUUACGAUCGGCCGCCCGUUCCACAAAGCAAUCUUAACUAAGAGAGUUGUAAGUUAAGAUCAAAAUGCUAAGUUGCUCCGGACCAACUUAGGAUCGCUAAAAUCGAUCUUAAUAUUGUACCAUAACAACAAAAAUGGCGACUUUUAUUAUGAUGUGCAAGGAAAUGGACCGUGUCUUACACAAAGAAAGGGUUUUUAGAGACCGCACCCGCCAGCUGGAUACGUUAUCUGACGAUGAACUGUAAGCGCGAUAUCGUAUGCCACGCCACGCCCUCUUGAAACUGCUCGAAGCAGUCUCUCCGUCCAUUACACCAGCAACCCAGCGUUCACAUUCCCUCUCCCCAGAAACGAAGUUACUCCUGACUUUGAGAUAUUUAAGCAAGGGUGGUUUUUUCGUUGAGUUGGGCGACCUUCACGGGACUGUGAAGUCAAGUGUGUCCCGGGUGUUUCACCCGACUGUAGACGCCAUUUGCAACUCUAUCAAUAAUAUCUGUUUUGAUCUUGACAAUUUACGUAAUGUGAAGCACGAUUUUUAUCGACUUGCCGGAUUCCCCCGUGUCUUCGGAGCCAUAGACGGGACACUUGUGCCGAUCAGGAGGCCCCCUGCCGAUGAGGAAGCAGCAUACGUGUGCCGAAAGAGCUUCCAUGCCAUUAAUGUGCAAGCCAUUUGCGAUGCAAACUUGAGAUUUACUAAUGUUGUUACAAAAUGGCCAGGCUCAGCCCAUGAUGCAUCAAUUCUAACAAACAGCUCCAUUGGAGACCAGUUUAAUAGGAAUUGCCCUGAUGGAUUUCUUCUUGGAGACUCUGGUUAUGGAUGCAGACCAUGGCUCCUAACACCUGUACUGUACCCAAAAACAAGACAUGAAGAGCGUUACAACUCUUCACACUGCAGAACAAGAAACACCAUUGAGAGAGCAUUUGGAGUUCUAAAGUCAAGGUUCAGAUGUCUUCACAAAUCUAUGGGGUGCCUCCCAUUUUCAACCAGCAAGAACUGUAAAGUGAUCAUGGCUGCGUUCAAGUUAUCAUGGAUCAGAAAGUGCCAUUACCACAACUGCUGGAAGAAGACCAGGAAGCCCAAGUCCUCUACCAGGGCAAUGUUCAAGAUGGUUGCUCAUUGCUCAUUAUUUCUCAUGAACUGUCUCUGAUUCACAAUUCUUGAGAACAUUACAAUAAUGACAGGAACAAGUGUAUAUUCUGGAUGUUUAAUACAACUGAUAAAAACAUUUGAAUUUCAAACUGUGUGUACUUGUGCAAAUACAAUUUUGUUUCAUAAUUAAACAGAUGUUUUAUUUUAAUAUAUGAAUA